Messenger RNA from Ceratina calcarata, 2666 nucleotides. RefSeq names its product protein BTG4. The coding region runs from base 671 to 1471 and encodes 266 amino acids. Lineage: Eukaryota; Metazoa; Arthropoda; Insecta; Hymenoptera; Apidae. The record is from RefSeq and is a predicted model, not a curated record. Gene Ontology annotation, cellular component: cytoplasm; nucleus. The transcript is spliced from 3 exons.
AUGUUGUAGUAGCGGUGCCAGUGAAAUAAUAUGGUGAAUAAAUAAUCACCGGAAGGCUGCGAGUUGUGAUUAUUUCAGGAACAAUCGCUCACGGCACGACCUGGUACGACAAGAAUGAGCUGGCAUAAUUCAUUGUGCUCAUUAUUUCAAUGUGAUCAUUUACCGAAAUCAAAUGUACUUUGAAAUGGUGCCGUUUGCCUUGUUUCUGAUAAAUAAUCGUCCCGAACGCGAUGUAAAUCGUUAUUCUUUAAGCAAUUUUCCUAACCUGAACUAUUAUGGUCCAUAACCUAAUUAAUAUCCAUAACAUAUUGUUGUGUACUUCCACUGUGAAAUGAAAUCAAUCAUUUAACGUGUCCACGUACAUACUCCUAAUAUGAUGCAACAAAUUCUGUACACAUGGUAGAGUAGUAGAGAUAAUUGGGACAAAUUCUAUAUACCAAAGACGGAAGAACAAACUAAAAUAGCAAAAGCUGUUUUCCCACCAUAAACAAAAAAAAGGAAAAAUCAUCAUAGAUCAUAAAAGAUUUAAACAUUGUCACGGUGCAGAAGGGCUCUAUGUGCUCCAUAUCAGCUUCAGCAAAUGGUACUUUAGUUCCCAAGAAUAUUGUAUCACAGCAUCAGAGGAAGAUUUCAUCUGCAAAUUAUAAACUUGGUAUACGACAAAGACAACAUGCGCAACGAGAUUACUGCAGCAGUACUAUUCUUAGUACAGCUGAUAGAAAAAAACGAAAAAUUUAGUUCCGAUCAAUUGGAAUGUUUUAAGCGACGUUUGGCGGAAUUAUUGACGGAACGUUUUAAAAAUCACUGGUUUCCCGACAAACCAUUUAAAGGUCAAGGCUAUCGUUGUAUUCGUGUAAAUGGCCACAAUCGGAGGGAUGCAACUUUGGAGGGCGCUGCUAUUGCUGCUGGAGUAAAGUAUGAAGACCUAUCGCUACCAGUUGAAUUAACACUUUGGGUUGAUCCUAAUGAAGUUUGCUGCCGAUUUGGGGAAAGUAAAGGGUCAUACUGUACAUUGGCGUCAUUCGAUGAUAAGGAGAAUACUGUACCGAUCUUUCAAAGAAGCAGUAACGGCUUAGAAAAAGAGAGUAAACAUUCAGAGGGAUCGCCUAAGAUACAGAAAUCCCCUUUGACUACUAAUACAGACCAGCAACAAAAAUCAAAACCAUUAAGCUCUGCUAAUCAAAAUCAACAGCAUAGCAAUAACGGUACAGGUAGGAAACGCAAUUUAAACAGCCCGAGGCUGCAUCUUAACAGAAAUCGUUCCUGGUUCGGUCACUCCUUCAGUAUGGGCUAUGGUCCUCAUCCAAUAAGUCAACCAUGGUAUAAUAUUAUGCCUCCUCAUUUUUUGGGUGGUCCAUCUCCACCACCUUUCAUGGGCCAUAGAGGAAAUAAGUGGAUUCAUCCACCAUCCUAUCCUACAGGAGCUGCACGUUUUCACCAUUGGUCUCCUAAAGCUGCUCUUAAAGUAUAAACAAUCCCUCCUUAUGAAAGUAGUUAAGAAACCUGUUCCUUUCUAUCAAAGAAUACACAAAAUUAUUUCAUUGGGCGAAAAAUAAUAUGUUUCAAUGUAUAAGUACAUUUGAGGUCAGAUACAAUUAUUAAGGGUAUUAUUUAGAAUAUAUGUUCUUGAAAGAUUCAACAUGAACGUAUUUGGAUUAGGAACAGGUUUCUUAACAUUUCAGUGACGAAAAUUAUCCAUUCUGUAAUUACAAAUGACCUUCUUCGAAUUACGACUAAGGCUUACGAUUUUUUAUGACGAGAAAUGUUGCAUUAUUACAUGUUAUAUAUAAAUAAUUAAUUGGAUGAUAGAUGUUUAAUUCCGGAUGCAAGGUUGCUUGUAAAAUAUACUAGACUAGAGAGAAUUUAAUUAAAGUGAGUUAAGUCAUUGACGUGGAAGACAUGGGCAGAUGAAUGUCAUAUCACUUGUGACACAUUUGCUGAUUAAUCCUCGAGAAAAGGAUUUAAUAACGAAAAGUAGAUCGUAGGUAUUUCAAGAGGGAGCAGUAUUGAUUUUUUAAACGGGUUUCCGAAAUUGGAUUCAAUUCUUGAUUAAAUUGUAUGUAAUGAAUUUUUAAUGUCUUAUACGCAAGGUGAUCUCAAUUCGUUAAAUAAACGUUUCUCGUAUCAAAUUCUAUUGCGUAAUAGAGAGAAAAGGUUUCGAAGAACUUUUUCUUUAAUUUGUACAUAUGUAGCGUAUUUGCAAUGACUGGAGAUUCAAAGUUCGCUUUAUUUUUCAAUAUUGUUAUUACGCAGAAAGAAAUAUAUGUACAUACAUAUAUAAAGAUAUAUAAAUUAGAAAUUUAGUAUGACUCUCUAUGACAAUAUUGACGAACUACGCAAGCUUUGAAAUUCUGGUGUCACUGAUUUGAAAAUUGUACACGAAAAAAUUCAAAUCGACAAACUUUAUCUUGUACUGUAUAUGUAUGUUACUAUUUGCGUUUACGAAUAGAUGUAUAUCUAUGAUUUUUACAGGUAUAUGGUGCAAUUGACGUUUAAAAUAUUUUUGCUUCGAAAAGCACACCAUACCUGUUGUGUAAAGAUACUGCCUCCAGUAGAGAUUCUACUAAUAAUCAUUUAUGUUAAUGGAUUAUUAACAAAUGCAUGAAUUUCGUGAUUAACGUAAUAUUAUAAUAAAAGGGAAUUUUUAUUUUACUUAUGCUCAACGC